GGAGAAAACUCAAAGUAGGCAUUCUAUCCAUAGCCCAGGGGGGGAGGGCUCUGGAUGGGAAUUGAAAAUUCCUCGAAACCAUUCAUUCGACUCCGAGAAAUCCAACCCAAAAUCAGAAACGACCCGCAUUAACAUGUCGUUCUCUCUCCUCUCUCCUCCCUCUCCACCACUGCCUUCGCCUACUUCUGCGCUUCUCUCCUCUCCCUCCCGCUCGUCUUCCUCUCUUAUAGUCCAUGGCGCGGCUUUUCUCGCCACCCAUUUCAGGUUCUCCGAACCCUUUUCGAUGAAAAAAGCAGAAAACCUUUCUGGGUCUCUUCGACCGCUCGCUAGCUGCGAAGGCCGGCUUUUCAGCGCACACGGAGAGGAUGAGGAAGAAGAUGAUAGUGGAGAAGAAGAUGAUAGGGGUUUUGUGGCCCCUGAGAGAUGGGACGUGUUGGGUCUUGGUCAAGCUAUGGUAGACUUUUCUGGUGUGGUGGAUGAAGGGUUUUUGAAGAGAUUGGGGCUAGAGAAGGGGACAAGGAAAGUUGUGAAUCAUGAAGAGAGGGGUAGAGUUUUGCGGGCGAUGGAUGGUUGCAGCUACAAGGCUGCUGCUGGUGGAUCCCUUUCCAAUAGCCUGGUGGCUUUGGCUAGGCUUGGCAGUCAGCCAAUCAGCGGCCCUGUUCUGAAUGUAGCUAUGGCAGGCAGCAUUGGAAGUGAUCCUUUGGGUGGGUUCUACAGGACAAAAUUGCGUCGGGCAAAUGUGAAUUUUUUCUCUGCUCCUGUCAAGGAUGGAACAACAGGGACAGUGAUAGUUCUCACAACUCCAGAUGCUCAGCGCACAAUGCUUGCAUAUCAGGGCACAUCUUCGGCUGUUAAUUAUGAUCCUUGCUUGGCAAGCAUGAUUUCCAAGACAAAUAUACUUGUCAUUGAAGGCUAUUUAUUUGAAUUUCCUGAUACAAUCAGAACAAUUGAGAAGGCGUGUGAGGAAGCCCACCGAAGUGGGGCUCUGGUUGCAGUGACAGCAUCAGAUGUGUCCUGCAUUGAGAGACACUAUAAUGAUUUCUGGGAAGUUAUAGGGAACUCAGCAGACAUUGUUUUUGCAAACAGUAAUGAAGCAAGAGCUUUCUGUCAUUUUGGAUCAAAGGAAAGCUGUGUUUCAGCUACAAGGUACCUAAGCCACUUUGUUCCUCUAGUCUCAGUUACUGAUGGGCAGAGAGGAUCUUACAUUGGUGUAAAAGGUGAAGCUGUAUAUAUCCCCCCUUCACCUUGUGUGCCUGUGGACACUUGUGGGGCUGGAGAUGCAUAUGCAUCUGGUAUUUUGUAUGGCAUAUUGCGGGGCGUGUCAGAUUUGAAAGGCAUGGGUGCAUUGGCGGCUAGGGUUGCAGCUGUUGUUGUUGGGCAGCAGGGAACCCGGCUUAGGGUUUUAGAUGCCCUUAAGUUGGCAGAGUCAUCUGCGUUCCAUCUUGACAGCUCCAUCGUUCGAUCCAAUCUGGGUUCUGAUCAUAUUUCCAGCUUGUAACACGGUGCCUGCCAUUGCAUUGAUUUCCCAAUUGUUUUAGCAGAAAAUACACAAUUUCUUCAUAGCUAUGUAGCCAUGUACAUCAUGUACGUUUUUAAACUGCCGUGAAAAGAAGAAUUGCAUUGAUUUAAAA
Malania oleifera is the source of this 1631-nucleotide messenger RNA. RefSeq lists its product as uncharacterized. The coding region runs from base 134 to 1498 and encodes 454 amino acids. The transcript is spliced from 5 exons. The record is from RefSeq and is a predicted model, not a curated record. Gene Ontology annotation, molecular function: kinase activity. NCBI's taxonomy places the organism in Eukaryota, Viridiplantae, Streptophyta, Magnoliopsida, Santalales, Ximeniaceae.